Fundulus heteroclitus (mummichog) is the source of this 8182-nucleotide messenger RNA. It is a transcript of the gene adamts5, whose product is annotated as A disintegrin and metalloproteinase with thrombospondin motifs 5. The coding region runs from base 667 to 3543 and encodes 958 amino acids. Gene Ontology annotation, biological process: proteolysis; extracellular matrix organization. Lineage: Eukaryota; Metazoa; Chordata; Actinopteri; Cyprinodontiformes; Fundulidae. The record is from RefSeq and is a predicted model, not a curated record. The transcript has 8 exons. Gene Ontology annotation, molecular function: zinc ion binding; metalloendopeptidase activity.
AUCCAUUUCCCUCUCCGCCUCAACCGUGUUGGACUUCAAUUAUUAAAAACUCCAAAGUGUACAAAAUGACUUUGGAGUUUAAUGGAUAAAUUAAAAGGGUAAUACGCUGUUGACGUUUUGCGUUAAUGUUUACAUCCUAGCAGAAACGUGGCUUGUAGUGCUCCUUUAAACGCCAGGGACACUCCAGAGGCAGCAUUGUUCGGGUUUUUUUCUACUCCACCACUUGACUUUACUCCUGAUUUGAAGAAGAGAGAGGGAGAGGGAGGCAGGGAGAAGAGAAGAGGGGGUGGAGGAGUGGUGAUUGAGCGCAAAGGGGGCAGGACUUUUCCCUCUGCGGGUCCUAUUAAGAGCAAACUUUGUGUUUUUGUUCUCCCAAGUUCAGCUCAGUCCUCUUCAAGGCUGCACAGGGUUCCUCUCUCUCUCUCUCUCUCUCUCGCUCUGUUUUCUCCCCCUUUUCCCCACUUCUUUCUCAAUGGUUUUGUUUUCUAGCCUGUCGGUCACUGCUGUGCGCCUUAUGCACAGGGGUAAGGGGGGGUGGGGAGAGUCCGGGCAAGGAGAGGAUGCGCUUUUACGCACGGACAACAGCAACCUCCUAAAGUAGUCCCUUUCGGCCACCCCGGGGAUGUUUUAGCUGAGCUCUAAAUGUUUUUCGGGUUGGAGUGAAAAAUGCUGCGGCUCCUCGGUGCUCUGAGCGGGAGCAUGCUCUGGUUUCGGCUGCUGCUGCUGCUGCCGCUGUGCGUCGUGGAGUUUGGAGCCGGAGUGUCUCCCUUCCAGGGGUUCUAUCUUCCACCUGCGAGCGGCUCGCUGCUCACACCUGCCCGGAGGACAGACGGGGUGGUGCGGACCAUCGAUCGGAUUUACAACGGCGGGGGGAAGGUGGGCUACCUGGUGUACCUGGACGGCAGGCGCUUUCAGCUGGACAUGGAGCGGGACGAGGCGGUGCUGUCGCAUCACUUCAGCCCCCAGUAUGUGCUCGCGAUGAUGGGACAGAGCCCCGCGCCGCUGCAGCGGGAAUGCGCGUACCGCGGAACGGUGAACUCCAACCCGGAGUCCCUCGCCGUCCUCAGCCUCUGCGGUGGAGGUCUGGAGGGUUUCUUCGCCGUCAACAACUCGCGCUACGCCAUCACUCCCAUCAUCAGGGCGAAGGGACACGAGCACGACCUGCGCGCCCUGCACGACCAGGAUGCGGAGAGCGCGCUCCACGUGUUCACGCGCGAAAGCUUCAGCUUCGAGGCUCUGGGCGAGGGGCGCGAGAGCUGCGGCACGCGCGACGGGAAGAGAGGGCGCAGGAACGCAGCGGGGAGACGCCGACGCCGAGCUCGCGGGGAGGGGAGGCGGGAGGGAGAAGAGCGGCACGGCGCGCGAGGGAGGAGAUGGUGGAGCCGCCUCGUCACGGAGCCUGGCGCGCGGCGCAGGAGGUCCGUGUCGCGCGCCAGGCACGUGGAGCUGCUCCUGGUGGCGGACGACACCAUGACCAAGAAGUACGGCAGGGACUUAAACCACUACUUGCUCACACUGGCCUCCAUCGCUUCCAAACUGUACGGACACGCCAGCAUCGAGAACCCCAUCCGGCUUUCCGUGGUGAGGGUGAUCACGGUCACCGAGAAGGAGAAGGGGCUGGAGGUGUCCAAGAACGCGGCGGCGACGCUGAAGAGCUUCUGCAAGUGGCAGAACCAGCAGAACUCGCUGGACGACGACCACCAACAGCACCACGACGCAGCCAUCCUCUUCACCAGGCAGGAUUUAUGUGGCCACCACUCCUGCGACACCCUGGGCAUGGCGGACGUCGGCACCAUCUGCUCUCCGGAGAGAAGCUGCGCUGUCAUCGAGGACGACGGCCUUCACGCUGCGUUCACCGUCGCUCACGAGAUAGGUCACCUGCUUGGAUUGUCCCAUGAUGAUUCGAAGUUCUGCGAGGAGCGCUUUGGGGUCAACAGUCACAAGCAGCUCAUGUCCUCCAUUCUCACCUCCAUCGAUGCCUCCAAACCCUGGAGCCGCUGCACGUCUUCGACCAUCACCGACUUCUUUGAUGACGGAAAUGCCGAGUGUCUCCUCGACUCUCCUCGCCAACCCCUCCUCGGGCCGGAGGAGCUCCCGGGCCAAAGCUACGACGCCGUCCGACAGUGUCGCCUGGCCUUCGGGCCCGAGUACACGGUCUGUCCGGGCAUGGACGUAUGUUCCCGCCUGUGGUGUUCGGUGAUUCGCAAGGGACAGAUGGUGUGUCUGACCAAGAAGCUUCCAGCGGUGGAGGGAACGCCCUGCGGGAAGGGGCGCAUCUGCCUGCAGGGGAAGUGUGUGGACAAGACCCGAAAGAAGCACUACUCGGCAUCCAACCACGGCAGCUGGAGUUCGUGGGGACCUUGGGGUGCAUGCUCCAGAACCUGCGGUGGCGGUGUGCAGUUUGCCCAGCGGCUGUGCAACAACCCGGCACCGCGAAACAACGGGCGUUACUGCAUAGGAAAGAGAGCCAUCCAUCGGACGUGCAACGUCUCUCCACCGUGCCCGACCUCAGGUAAGAGUUUCCGUCAAGAACAGUGUGAAGUUCGUAACGGUCCCCAGACAGACCCCAAAGGGGUGAAGACCUUUGUCGAGUGGGUGCCCAAGUACGCAGGAGUUCUCCCUAAAGAUGUGUGCAAGCUAACAUGCAGAGCGAAGGGAACGGGCUACUACGUGGUGUUCUCUCAGAGGGUGGUGGAUGGGACCGAGUGUCGUCCUCACAGCAGCUCGGUGUGCGUGAAAGGGAAAUGCGUACGUACCGGCUGCGACGGCAUCAUUGGCUCCAAGCUCCAGUUCGACAAAUGCGGUAUAUGUGGAGGCGACAACAUGGGUUGUAUACGGGUCGUUGGGAACUUCACCAAGAGGAGCAAAGGCUACACCGACAUAGUGAAGAUCCCCGCGGGGUCGACUCACAUCAAAGUCCGGCAGCACAUGGCCAAGGACCAGACCCGCUUCACCGCCUACCUGGCCCUCCGGAAGCCAGGUGGCGAAUACCUCCUGAACGGCAAGUUCAUGAUCUCCACCUCAGAGACCAUCAUCCCAUUCAACGGUUCUUUGCUCAACUACAGCGGCUGGACCCAGCGCGACGAGUGGCUCCACAGCAUGGGCCCCGGGGCUCUCAGAGAAGCGCUGGUGGUCCAGAUCCUGGCUACAGAUGCAAAAAAGCCCCUCGAUGUCCGUUAUAGUUUCUACAUGCCGAGGUGGACAGCCGCACAGCAGCAUUCAAACUCAAAGCUGACCCCUUCGCAGAGCACCACCACCACCACCACAUCUGCCACGACGAGGUCCACCACGAUUAGCACCACUACCGCUCCCUCUACUCCCGCUGCUUUAGCCCUAAGGCCAACUACAGGUCCAGUUCCCUCAACCCCUCCUCCGGGUCCCAAGUGGGUAACGGGACCUUGGAUGACGUGCUCCAGGACUUGCGAUACUGGCUGGCAGAGCCGGACGGUACAGUGCAAGGACCAGGAUGGUAAACUGUCUAAGGGCUGCGUUCUGAGCGCCCGCCCCUCCGCCUUCAAACACUGUUUGGUGAAGAAAUGCUGAAGUGGCAGGAGCGCACAGACGCAGAGAGACGUUUUAUUGUAUAGAUCUAAACAGAUCCGAAGUGUUGGAUGUACGACGUUGAAGCGGUGCGUUUAAGACGUGGAAUCCUAAAGAUUAUGAAUGUUGGCGAAUGAAGCCAGGAUCGGACUCCUUAGAAGAUUUACAGACUGGGUAGAGAGAAAAAAAAAUGUACAGGACUGUAUUUGACAUAGGAAUGACCUGGAAUCAUUCUAGCUAUGCAGAACAUUAGCAAAACGGAGAGGUAUCGCCCUGGCAUAGCUAAGGACGCACGUUGCAUGCAGUUUCCACAUGGACAAUAGCUGGUUGUCUUUACGUCACCAUCCAAACCCUCACAGUUUAGUGAGUCUUGCCCUGUUAUGGCAUGAGUGUCUUUUUAUGCUUCCAAGUGCUGUUGUCAGUCGGCUCGCACUGCUUUGUCUUUUGUCCUGAAUUUGUCUGAGACAAUAGCCCCAACAAGGGGAAGCACCCGGUCUGCACAGUAGCUCGGACUCUGGAUUGCUGGACUCUUAAUUUAUAAUCUGUUGGAAAUAUGAUAGAAAACACUCAUUCACUGGAUCCUCGCCUGUCUUUAUGGCAAUCUGACAAACUAAGUCUAAGCAAUAGCUACGCCUCAUAUUAUACAUGCCUCGCCAUUAAUUCGAGUUUUCUAUCUUCCAGUUGUUACCCCUAAACACAGUCCUAAAAAAGGUCCUUCUUCUUUUUUUGCCCCCAUUUUUGCGAUCAGCAAACAAAUUAGAAUUUUAGACAAAGAUAGCCUGGGUUGAUACAAAAAGUCGUUUUUAAAUGAUGGUUUUAUUUAUUAGGAAUAAAAAAAAAAAAAAACUACCUGGCCCUAUGUGAAAAUAGAGCCACCCCUUACAUCUAACAGCUGGUUGUUGCCACGACUGUAGCAACAACUGCCAUCAAGCAUUUGCUGUAACUCGCAGUGAGUCUUUUAAAAUUGCCAGGGAGCAAACUCUUCAUCGCAGAAUUGUUUUAAAUAAGCCAAGUUGUUGGGAUUUUGGAGCAUGAACGGCCUGUUUAAGGUAACUACAGUGUCUCAAAUGGAUUUAAAGUUGUUGGUCUAUCUUGGAUCAUUGACCGAAAACGGCUCGAGGUUGAGGUCACCGGCUAAUGACUGGAUAAUCUUAGAGAGUUUCAAGUCGUCCGGGUCCUGAAUCAGCCCCAGGCCGUCACCCUUCUACAACGUUUGACUGCAGGCAGCCUUUGCCGAUGACUUUAUCGCUCAUCUUUUCUUGAAUUUCUUUAGAUUGGGGUGUGAUCUUUUAGCCCACUUCAUGUUGUCAGACCGGUUUGGUUCAAGUCUGAUAGCAAUCAGGUCAGAGUGUGGCCGCUGACGAUGUGAUUGAUUCACGAUUUAUCAGAUGGAAACGAUUACCUUUUCACAUAGGACCAAGUCGGUUUGGAGGAAUAAAACCAUCAAAUAAAAACUGCUUUUUGUAUUAUUCAGUUUAUCUGCGUUUCCUAAUCCGAAACAUUUAGGUGUGUCAAACAAACCGAAGAAAACACUGAAACUACUACACAAACUCACAUAUACCAAUGAAAAGAGAUUUUCUUAAUGUAUAAAUCUGAUUUGGCUGAUGGUUACGUUUAAAAAAUGGGAGUGAACAUUUUUCUUGCAGUCAGAGCAUUGUCCCAGUAUCCCUGUGACAAUGUAAAAGAUCAGGGAUGAAAGAGAAGGCUAAAAAGGUCAGAUAGCUUAUUGGUCUCACCGCGGUCCGGGUCGCAGAACGUCAGCCGUGUCUAAGCCGGGAAGAAAACGACAUUCUCAAGAACGCGCACAAGCCAAACAGAGGCAGCUCACCCCAAUAGUGACGUUUGCUUACAAGAUGACAUGGCAAGAUCAUCAAUGGUUAGAGUACCCCACUUCACAUGUACUCAACAACUUAGCUCCGACUACCUCCAUUGCCAGCUCAGAGGUGUAACAGCAGUAAACCAACUUCAUCCUCUCAAACUUGCUAAUUUUCAACUCGUUACAGCCGAUCUGGGUAGGACGUGUCUGUCGGGUACGUCUGCUAAAUGUGGGCAGAGGUAUUGGUCCUACUGACUGAUAAUCAUCACUGUAGGGGGGGAAAUGUGUCUCCUGAGCUGCAGAUUCAGUCAAUGCCUUUUGUGUUUUUCUGUGUUUUGAACCGUCUUCAAUCAUUUCCUGAGGCUGCCAGUUUUGUUUUAUGGGAACUGGAUAGCUGUCAUGUUUUUGUGUGUUAACAGGGAACUCUGAUAGGAUUGUGUGUGCCCUGGAAACUUGCUAUGACAGAAAGAGGGAUGCUAAUGCAGCCUUUUAGUGGAGUAAUUAUUAUUUUUUUUAAAUCUGUUUUUAACUUGCAUAAUAUCUUGAAUCUACCUUUACAUUUUUGGUCUUUGCAUGCCAACAUUUUUUUGGUAUAAAAUUGAGCUGCCUGCCUCAGGAAAAUUUGUACCAACUAUGAGUCGAUUCCUAGCCGGUUAAGGUACAUUUUGCAGCCCAUGAUUUAAAGUAAUUUUCCAAAAACUACUGUAUGAAAAUUUGGCACCUCCAAAAUAGUAUAUAGUAUAUACGACAAGGUGGUCACUUAGUUUUUCUGUCUUAAUUUAAUUUGUCUUUUUUGUUGGUCCAAUCUGGACCAACAAUAAAUAAUAAAUAAGAGAAUAAUGUACCAUGACAUUAAAUUAUACAUUAGACUGGUGCCUUUUAAUGAAUUAUCUUCCUAAUUUAUCAAAAACCCUUAACUACCAAGAGAAUAAAGCAACACGGGCGGUUAAUGAAAUUGUCAGGGUACAAAGUGCAAGUAGGGCGGUCAUGUAAUUGCAGCUAAGGGUACAAAAUGAUAAAGACGAAAUGAUCCACAGCCCAACAUUAGCUAACGGUUUUAAAAGUAACACGAAAAAAAAAAUAACUUACUAACAUUUCAAGAUUUAAAGUUUCAAAACCCUUUUUUUCUUCAUUUAACAGAACAAAAUUCAGUACACAACCUUUUUAACAAAUCAUCUUUACAGACAAAAAUUAAAAGAACAUAUAUAUUUAAUUUUUCUUAAAAAUUAAAAUACAUUCAAGCUCACUUUCUUUGUCUUAUAUUCCACAACUGUGGAAUUUGGGAAGUCUGGACUGUCUAAAUGUAAUUUUUGUUUUAGUUUUGUGAAACUGUCACAUUGUUGUAUUUUUACUUUUCCCCAGUUCACUCUUUAAUGCUCCACUAAACUAACAGGGUGUGGCCUCGGUGCGCACAGUAUUUGACGUUGGUAUCAAUCAUCUCAGCUAGAUCUCCAAAAUAAAAUAAAAAACAAAAGAAACAAAAAAAAAUUGUCAAAAGUGUAUUUCUAAACUGUUGCUUUAAGAAAAAAUAUCUUGACUAUAGGACAUUAUGCUAUGUACUGAAGAAGAGGAAUAUCCUUUUCUGUAAUUUAAGCGAACCAACUUCUGACAAUCUUCAACCCUCCAUGUGACAUUACCGUUCUUCCGGUAAUUCAGCAAUAGAUGCAACAGAGCAUGUGUCUGCUUGUUUUCGAGACAAUAUAUAGUGCCAUGAAACGAAUUUAGCUUUAUACAGAGUCCUUCUGUUUUUAUUUUUUAUUUUUUGUCACAAUAAUUUUAACUUCAGCAAUGACAAACUGGAUAAUAAAAAAAAAACAUUUUUGUAUGUAGGUCUGGGCAUUUAGUGUUGCUUUUUUAGAUAAUUUGGUCUACUUCAUGUUGUCAGAUAGGUUCGUUCUAAGCGACUUCUUGAUUUUUACAGAUAGUAGUAUUAGUAGUACCCGGUAGCAACCGGGUCUGCGUGUGGUUAGUUAUGUUGAACGGAUCUCUGGAAUAAAGCAAUUGUGAAAUGGUACCGGUCAGACAACACGAAGUAGGCGAAAAGAUCUCAAAAACAGCACAUUGUGCACCAAUCUGCAUACAAAAAUAGCUUCUUUUUUUAUCUAAUUAUCUUCGUCUGAUAUUAAGAUUUGUUUGUUAAUCUGAAAUAUUUCAACAAAAACAGAGGAUAGUUGUACAGGGCUGUUUCAAAGCACUGCACUAUUAUGAGGCCAUUCAUUUGUGUAAAAUAAACCAACUGUAUUCCUGACAUUACCUCAUCUCUCGUGUCUUGGACGUAAGAAACACCUUCCUGUAAUUGUGUUAAUAUACCUGGCACCCAUCGCGCUUUCCUGCGUGAGAAACCAUGCAACAGACAAAAACUAAAUGUUUUAAACACAAAACACAGGUCAGGUUGCAACUGAGAGGCCUCACACAAUGCAGACUGACAAAGUACAUUUAUAUAAUAAAUAGAUAAGUUACAUUUAAGUGUUAAAGCAUAUAUACACCAGAAAUGUACACACUCACACACAAGCAGUGGAAAAACUAUUUUUUAUUUUUUGUAUUUUUGACUGACGACACAACCUAUACUGACUCCUCGAGUGGGGUAACGCCUGUUGCAGACCGCCGGAAACACAGCACUGAACUUGUAAUUUAUUGUUUGUACAACUUCUAUGUGUGAAUAAAGAAACAGUGAGAUGAGUUUUAUUUAUUAUAGUAAUUUUGUAUCAAAUUACUAUUUAACUAUAGGAAUAUGACUGUGCUGAAACAAUCCUAUGUAAGAAUAUAGUGUUUUCUUUUCUAGCCAUCCACAUGAAUAUAUGUAUAUAAAAUCUAUAUAUUUAAACA